Knipowitschia caucasica is the source of this 447-nucleotide messenger RNA. NCBI's taxonomy places the organism in Eukaryota, Metazoa, Chordata, Actinopteri, Gobiiformes, Gobiidae. The record is from the annotation of a GenBank genome assembly.
AUGUCCUACAGCUCUAUGUCCUACAGCUCUAUGUCCCACAGCUCUAUGUCCCACAGCUCUAUGUCCCACAGCUCUAUGUCCUACAGCUCUAUGUCCUACAGCUCUAUGUCCUACAGCUCUAUGUCCUACAGCUCUAUGUCCUACAGCUCUAUGUCCUACAGCUCUAUGUCCCACAGCUCUAUGUCCCACAGCUCUAUGUCCUACAGCUCUAUGUCCUACAGCUCUUUGUCCCACAGCUCUAUGUCCUACAGCUCUAUGUCCUACAGCUCUAUGUCCUACAGCUCUAUGUCCCACAGCUCUAUGUCCUACAGCUCUAUGUCCAACAGCUCUAUGUCCCACAGCUCUAUGUCCCACAGCUCUAUGUUCCACAGCUCUAUGUGGUGGUACCAGUUCAGACCACCAGGGGGCUUGAGUGUUCAGUUUGUUCAAUGUGUUCAUGUUUCAUGA